Messenger RNA from Vanrija pseudolonga, 1695 nucleotides. RefSeq lists its product as uncharacterized. Gene Ontology annotation, molecular function: alpha,alpha-trehalase activity; Glc3Man9GlcNAc2 oligosaccharide glucosidase activity. Bases 1 to 1695 code for a protein of 564 amino acids. The transcript has 2 exons. Gene Ontology annotation, biological process: trehalose metabolic process; protein N-linked glycosylation. The record is from RefSeq and is a predicted model, not a curated record. Lineage: Eukaryota; Fungi; Basidiomycota; Tremellomycetes; Trichosporonales; Trichosporonaceae. Gene Ontology annotation, cellular component: endoplasmic reticulum membrane.
AUGUGGACCCGCGGUGCAGAGUCGGCGCAGAUGUCGCCGCCUACCUUCCCGCUCGACGGCCAGCCCUUCUCCGCGGCCGGGUCGUACCUCACCUUCAACUACCUAUCCAACGUGCGCGACCGGAGCAGCACGGUCGGGCUCCGGAGCGUGCACGGCGGGAUCCCGACGCCGGCCAUCUUCGACCUGGUUCCCUCUGCUCCGUCGUCCAAGGCGUUCGAUGCGAACUUCGAGCCGGAUGGCGCGCUGUCCAUCCCGACCGCGACCGCGGGCGACCCGGCGCAGGCGGCGUUCGACUCGCCGACGGUCGUGCGCAUCACUGCUCCGCGCAGCUCCGGCCUCGCACUCGCCGCUGCGAAUCUACGACUGUUCGACACGCUCACGCCCCUCGGGCCGGCCAAAUGGCAGUUCAUCAAGCGCAGCAGCGACAUCAUCCUCGGCGUCGAGGUCGUCUCGGGCUCUGUUGAGGUCGAGACCAAGUGGCACGGCGAGAUGAGCGACCCCGUGGUGUUCCAUCUCGCCCCGGGCACGGUAGUCACCAUAACCGAGCGCGUGGACGACGCGGUGGCUGCAGCGAACACCACCCAGCUGCCCACUUACGCCGAGUGGCUCGCGAAUGCGCCGCCAGCGCCAGCAGAGUACGCGUACGCGCGCGCGCUCGCCGCCUACGUGACAUGGCACACGCUCGUCGCGCCCAGCGGCCAGUUCUCGCGGCCGGCAAUGUACAUGUCCAAGAACUGGAUGGCGUCCGUGUGGUCGUGGGACCACUGCUUCAACGCCAUGGCGCUGGCAAGCUACCCCGCUCUGUGCUGGGCGCAGAUCGCGACCAUGUUCGAGCACCAGAGCGCGCGCGGCAACCUGCCCGACUCGCUCAACGACCGCGAGAUCACGUACGCGUUCAUGAAACCGCCGGUGCACGGGUGGACGAUCGACAAGAUGCACGCGGCUGGUGUGCUGGGUGACGCCGAGGUCGAAGCCGCGCUCGGCAAGCUGGACAAGUGGACCGACUUCUGGCUCUCGGAGCGCGUCGGCGCCGGGCGCAGCCUGCCGGCCUAUUACCACGGCAACGACUCGGGCUGGGACAACUCGACGGUCUUCGACCUCGGCGUACCCGUCGAGUCUCCCGACCUGGCAUCGCACCUCGUGCUCCAGCUCGACUCGCUCGCGCGUGCCGCGACGCGGCUAGGCCUGUACGACAGGGCGGCGGGGUACACUGUGCGCGCGGACGCGCUGUUCGCCAAGCUCGUCGAGACCCUGUGGGCCGGGGACAGGUUCACGGCACGCCACGUACCGAGCGACAGCGUUAUUGACGGCGGCUCGCUGCUACUUCUCCAGCCGCUAAUGCUGGGCGCGCGGCUGCCGGCGCACAUCCUCACUGCGCUCGUGAAACGCCUCGAGACAAGCGGGUUCAUCACGCCGUUCGGGCUAGCGACCGAGUCGACAAACAGCGACAAGUACACGAGCGACGGGUACUGGCGUGGGCCGGUAUGGGCGCCGUCGACGCUGUUGAUUGUGGACGGGCUCAAGCGCGCCGGGCAGACAGAGCUAGCGGGCAGGAUCGCCCGGGCCUUCUGCAACGCGUUCAAGAUUGGCGGCUCGGCCGAGAACUUUAACGCGCUCACGGGCGAAGCGAACCGCGACACGGCCUACUCGUGGACCGCGAGCGUGUUCCUCGUCCUCGCGAGCGAGUACUUGUAG